UGUGUGGCAGUGCGUAGCGUGCGCUUGUUUUCCCCCCACGUAUUCCGUUCUGACAGACACCUCGCGCAGAUGGCCGACGCCCUGCGACCCGCCGAGGCGGCGUCGUUCCUCCUAAAAUGCGCCCCUCUCAUCAUCCUGGUGCUCUUUGCGGCGCCCCAGACAUCCCCUAACAACUUUCCAGAAGUGCCUAAGGGACCAUACUGGACGCUGCUAAAAGCUGCUGAACUGAUUCUCCUGCUGGUCUCCACUGGACUGUCCAUCACCAGAGGCUCCUACGCCUUUCAGGAUGUUGAACUGGUCGACUACAUCAGCGUCUCGACACUACGAGAGGCAACUUCAAAUUUUGCCAUGGCAAUAUCUCUGGCUGUCUUGACGCUACUGAUUUGGCGGCGAUGGCGACGUUGCCUUCCACCGUCAGGAUUCGCAGGAGCACUGCUGGGCCUGCUGUUCACAGCUUGCGUGCUGGACGUCUUCUGCCAGUGCACCACCGUUGUACAGCUGCAGGACAUAACCCUGUCAGCAAGUCAGCUCGAUAAGACUUCAUUCACCGUGAGCCUCGUCGUGCUGGUUACCGUCAUGGGUAACUUCGUGGUGUCCGAAAUUCAAGACCUGAUCAUCAAGAGACCCAACAAAUACGUGAAUUCGGUUGACGAGGACACAACUUCAUUGCUUGCUCGGCAGUCUUGUUCAGUCCUCUUUCCGGUUUUCAGGGACACCUUGAGGAAGGGCGUGUCAGCGUCGACGCGACUGCCGAUACUUCGAAGAGGAAUGCAUUGCAAGAACCUCGUUCGAACAGUCACGGUGAAACUGGCGACCGAACGAAUUCCUCCAGGGCGGCGUCGGACGACGUUCGUGAUCAGAUUGUGUAAAGUGGUGUGGGUGGACACGCUGCGCAUUCUUCUGGUGACAGGUGGAUACUACUCCUGCAUAUAUGCCAGGAUACCGGCACUAGAGCUGCUGAUAAAUAGCCGCGAUAAGGUAGGCUUGACGGCAGCGGUGCUACUCUUCGCCGCGGCAACCACCUUCGAGCUUCUUAUCUCCUGCUACCAAAUGGACAUCCUGACCACGUACGCCAUCAGGAUUCGCUCCAUGGUUCAAGGGCUUACCUUCAAGAAGGUGACCAACAUGUCAGCUGGCACCAAGGCCAGCUACCCGGCGGGCCACAUCGGCUCGCUGUUGAGUGUCGACUGUGGCGUGCUCGCCAGUUGCGCCUACGCCAUACCCGUGCCCCUGCUCGGUGUGCUGCUCUAUCCUUUCCUCUUUUCGAUGCUUGCCUCUCGAGCCGGUCUCUGGCCGUCGCUGUGCACUGCCGCCUGGGCCGUGCUAGUGCUGGGGUUGCCCUUUUUCGGCUCAUUUAUUCAGAAGAAGUUCUGGAAAAAGGCGAUCAAGGCUCGUGACGAGCGACUCAAGGCCACUACCGACCUGUUGUCCACCAUCCGCGUGGUCAAAAUGUACGCCUGGGAAGACGCUCUGCGAGAGAAUGUGCAACGGACCAGGGAUGUCGAGCUAAAGUGGCUCCUCAGGGUCAACAUGCUGGACGCCAUCUUCGACUGCAUCUACAACUCCACAAGUUCAGUGCUCAUGAUCAUCCUGUUCUCGACGCUCUACCUGCUGGAACCCAACCUAGUGCUCACCCCAGCGUUGUCCUUCUCCAGUGUCUCGCUACUCUACAUGACCGAUCUCAGCAUGAACGGAUGCGGACAGGCGCUGAGGAAUUUAAGUCAGGGCAUGUUAUCUCUCAAGAGAAUUGCUGAUUUUUGCAUGACAGAAGAGCAAGAAGAAAAUGCAGUCGAUUCCCGAAGCCACUUGCCAACGAAGAAAGGUUCUGUGACAAUUCAGGAAUGUUCCUUUUCGUGGGGCAAGCGGGAAGAUGACGAAACGGAUGUUCACCUUAAUGACGUCAACCUGAACAUUGAACCGGGAUCACUCAUAGGCAUAGUCGGUUUCGUCGGCAGCGGCAAGUCAUCGCUCUUAGCCGCCAUACUGGGAGACAUGCACCGUGUCAAAGGCAAGGUCACUUGCAUGGGACGUGUUGCAUUUGCACCACAGUUGCCAAAUGUGCACAACAUGACAAUCAGGGACAAUAUUCUUUACGGAAAGCCUCUGGAUCCUGGAUUCUACGAGCAAGUGGUCAGGAGUUGUCAGUUGCUGAAUGACUUCAAUAAGCUGCAAGCCGGCGACAUGACCGAGGUCGGCGAGAAGGGGUCGAACCUCAGUGGCGGACAGAAGCAGCGAAUUUCUUUAGCCCGUGCUGCCUACAGCCAGAGUGACAUCUACUUGCUGGAUGACCCGCUCAGCGCCCUUGAUCCCGUUGUGGGCAGCAGAGUGUUCAGGGAUGUCAUUGGGAAUCAUGGCAUGCUAGGCGACAAGACACGAAUCAUGGUCUGCAACCAAGGACACUACUUGCACAACAUGGACAAGCUGGUCCUAGUGGACGGAGGGCGCAUCAGGGUCUACGACACACUCGAAGACCUCAUCGCGGACCCGGACUCGCCAAGGAACUUCCGAGAAGCUCUCGAACAACGGCGUUCUCGCGAUCAGAGCAAAACAGGCACUUCUAACGAGGAGAUGACAGAAAAUGACACGGUUGGACGAAUUACUCAGGAAGAACUUGGAGAAUCCACAAAAACAGGCUGGCAGCUUCUACGAAACCUGUUGCGCCUGACUCAGUGGCCGGCGCUCACCGGAGUGCUGGUGUUUGUGGCAGCUGCGUGUGCCUUUGCCUUCGAGCAGAUCUGGAUCAAGGAGUGGACGGACUCGUCAAGCCGCGCAGACACGAGCUCAACAGUCGAUCAACUGCCGUGGGUUCAAGUGCUCGUAUCACUCUGCAUAAUAGAUGUGGCUCUCCGCAUCAUUGGGAGCGUUCUGCUGAGCCUCUCCGCAAAACGACUGUCCGGCUCGAUACACAACGAAAUGCUGGAUCACGUGCUGCGCAGUCCCGUGUCCUUCUUCGACGCCUCUCCGCGCGGGAGGAUAUUGAACCGUUUCUCGGCUGACAUGGACUUCGUGGAUUCGCGGUGUUUCCUGAGUGCCAAGCAAGCCGUACAAAACACGCUCAUCACUCUCGCCAAGGUAGCCGUCAUCGGGACCCAGUCGCCCGUCGUAUUGGGCGUCACAGCCGUGGUCAUUGUACUUGCCGGAUACGGAAUGAAUCUGGCCGUGAAGGCUUCGCACUGCGCCCGUUUCUACGAGAGCGUGGCGACGUCGCGCCUUCUGCAGCACGUCACCGAGACCGUGGACGCGCUGAGCAGUGUGCGAACGUACGGCGUGGCCGAUCGCUUCCGGAGUCACUUCUGCCGCCUGACGGACGACUCCAUGCGAGGCUUCGCGGGCUUCGGUGCAGCCUACCGUUUCACGCGCACCGUCACUUCGGCGGCCGGCUUCGUGGUCGUCGUGUGCACGCUCCUCGCCAGCACGGUGUUCGUCGGACCCGACGGACCGGACCCCAGCAGCGUCGGCCUGGCGCUCAGCUCGGCCACCUCGGUUCCUUUGGCCCUCAUGACACUGUGCGUCAUGCUGUUCAACGUGCUGCAGAUGAUCGUGUCUUUUGAACGUUGCGUCGAGUACACCGAUCUCCCGCCAGAGAGCGACCUGCCGCCCACAUGGAGCGAAGAACAAAAAGCCUCAGUGGAGAAGCCCUCAGUGGAGAAGAUCCUGUUCGCCUGGCCAAGCCAAGGCAAAGUCGAGUUCCAAGGCUACUCGGCAUCUUACCGGCCCGGUGUCCUGCCGAAUGUCCUCACUAGUCUCACCUUCGUUGUCAAUACUAAAGAAAAGAUUGGGGUUGUCGGACGUACCGGGGCUGGCAAGUCCUCGCUAGUGCUCGCGCUACUCCGCAUGCUGAGAGCUUCGGAGGGCCGCAUCCUCAUCGACAACGUGGAUAUAGCCGGAGUACCACUCCGGAAACUGCGUCGCAGCAUCACCGUCAUACCUCAGGAUCCCAGUCUGGUGAGAGGAACGCUGCGGAUGAACCUGGAUCCCACAAACUCACAUUCUGAUAGAGAGAUAUGGCAGUGCCUCGAGAAAGCCCACUUGUCCAAGCUUGUCUCCAGUGAUUCCAGAGGACUGCUGAUGGAGACAACCGACGGUGGUAGCAACUUGAGCGUGGGCCAGCGCCAGCUAGUGUGCCUAGCGCGGGCGCUGCUUCGCGGAACCAAGGUCCUCCUCCUGGACGAGGCCACGUCGCAGAUGGAUGGGGACACCGACCAGCUCAUCCAGGUGGCGCUGAGGGACGCCUUUGCACAGUGCACGCUAUUCACCAUCGCGCAUCGCAUACACACCGUCCUCGACUACGACAGAAUACUCGUCCUGGAGGAUGGCAAGGUUAAGGAGUUCGACUCCGUGUCGUGCCUUCUCUCCGACAAGUCGUCGAUGUUCUACAACAUGGCCAUCGAAGCUGGCAUCAAUAGCGCUCGAAGGAAACCCGAACUUAUAAGCACCACUUUGUAAUUGGUGUUUUUCGCCAUCCUGUACGCAAGGCGAGCACGACGACGAAACACUGCUGUGUAUGUGUGUGCCCCCGAAGGACAAGCCACGGGACAAGACACGAAUGUCUUGUCCUUGUGCGCGCUGUGCGUAUGCAUCAUGCACCAUCUACUUGCCCAUACCGUCACCUCAGAAAGUUUUUAACAUGUAUGUUCUCAUAACUGUACAAAAUCUGCAUCAUGAAGCGGUCAAGCGCGCUACGUCAUAAUAGGUUGCUGUGACAGUUACUUUAUGCGUGUUGAAUAUUAUAAAGUUAUUUAUCUUAAA
Messenger RNA from Rhipicephalus microplus (southern cattle tick), 4749 nucleotides. RefSeq names its product ATP-binding cassette sub-family C member 2-like. NCBI's taxonomy places the organism in Eukaryota, Metazoa, Arthropoda, Arachnida, Ixodida, Ixodidae. Gene Ontology annotation, biological process: transmembrane transport. Gene Ontology annotation, molecular function: ABC-type transporter activity; ATP binding; ATP hydrolysis activity. The record is from RefSeq and is a predicted model, not a curated record. Gene Ontology annotation, cellular component: membrane.